Populus euphratica (Euphrates poplar) is the source of this 3816-nucleotide messenger RNA. Its product is annotated as disease resistance protein At4g27190-like. The record is from RefSeq and is a predicted model, not a curated record. NCBI's taxonomy places the organism in Eukaryota, Viridiplantae, Streptophyta, Magnoliopsida, Malpighiales, Salicaceae. Bases 136 to 3576 code for a protein of 1146 amino acids. The transcript has 6 exons. Gene Ontology annotation, molecular function: ADP binding; ATP hydrolysis activity.
UCGGAGACUUUCAGAUAACUUUUAGAAAAGAAAUUUACAAAAGUGUCCCACAGAGCUCAUCCUCAGCCCAUAGAAUUUCUCCCAUCAAAGGAAUUCACGCCCUCAGAAUCGUCAGAAGAAGCUUUCAAACAGAUCAUGAAAGCUCUAAAAGAUGACAACGUCAAUAUGAUCGGACUGUACGGCAUGGGAGGGGUGGGUAAAACAACCCUGGUGAAAGAAGUAGGCAGGAGAGCCAAAGAGUCGCAGCUUUUUCCUGAAGUUUUGAUGGCUACGGUGUCCCAGAAUCCAAAUGUCACAGACAUUCAGCACCAAAUGGUAGAUAAGUUAGAUCUGGGUAAAGAAAAGAGUACUAAUGCAGGGAGAGCUGAUCUAUUAUGGCUGAGACUGAAGAAAGUGGAGAAGAUGCUUAUAAUCCUGGAUGAUGUUUGGAAACAUAUUGACUUGAAAGAGAUAGGGAUCCCAUUUGGUGAUGAUCACAGGGGUUGUAAAAUUCUUCUAACAACACGUCGUCGAGACAUAUGUUCUUAUAUGGUGUGCCAGAAAAAUGUGUUUUUAGGUCUUUUUUCUGAAAAAGAAUCAUGGGAUUUAUUCAGAAUCAAUGCAGGUUUAGAUGAUGGGGACUCUACCUUGAACAGAGUGGCAAGGGAUGUUGCGAGAGAAUGCAACGGCCUGCCUAUAGCACUCGUGACAAUGGGAAGGGCUCUAAGAGGUAAAUCGGCAGAUGAGUGGAAUAGAGUGUCCAACCAGCUCAAAAAAUCUAAAUUUCCGGUCCUGGAAAACAUUGAAGAAAAAAAUGCAUAUGCAUGUCUUAAGUUGAGCUACGAUUAUUUGAAGUCCAAGGAAACCAAGUUAUGUUUCUUGCUAUGCUGUUUAUUUCCAGAAGAUUACAACAUUCCAGUCGAGGACUUGACGAGAUAUGCAGUUGGCUAUGGGUUACAUCAAGAUGGGGAGCCCAUUGAAGAUGCGAGGGAACAAGUUCAUGUGGCAAUCCAAGACCUCAAAGCUUGUUGUUUGUUGUUGGGCACUGAAACUGAAGAACAUGUGAAAAUGCAUGACCUUGUUCGUGAUGUUGCUAUUCAGAUAGCAUCAGAAGAAUAUGGAUUCAUGGUAAAGGCUGGCUUAGGGUUGGAGAAGUGGCCAUGGACGGGUAAAAGAUUUGAAGGCUGUACAACAAUUUCGUUAAUGGGCAAUAAACUAGCAGAACUUCCUGAAGGAUUGGAAUGUCCACGGCUCAAAGUUCUAUUGUUAGAAGUGGAUGAUGGUUUGAAUGUUCCAGAGAGGUUUUUUGAAGGGAUGAAAGAACUUGAGGUUUUGUCUCUGGAAGGAGGGUGUUUGUCGUUGCAAUCACUUGAACUCUCAACGAAACUUCAAUCGUUGGUGUUGAUCAGUUGUGGAUGCAAGGACCUCAUUUGGUUGAGAAAGCUGCAGAGACUUAAGAUUCUUGGUCUUAUGGGGUGCCUAUCCAUUAAAGAAUUACCUGAUGAAAUAGGAGAGCUCAAGGAGUUAAGGUUGUUGGAUGUGACAGAUUGUGACAGGCUAAGUAGGAUUCCUGUGAAUUUGAUUGGGAGGUUGAAAAAGUUAGAAGAGCUGUUGAUCGGGGAUUGCAGCUUUGAGGGAUGGGUUGUUGAUGGAUGUGACAGCACAGGAGGAAUGAAUGCAAGCCUAAAAGAACUAAAUUCGUUGUCUCAGUUAGCCGUAUUAUCAUUGAGGAUACCGAAGGUUGAAUGCAUUCCUAGAGAUUUUGUUUUUCCAGAUAGCUUGCGCAAAUAUGAUAUAAUAUUAGCGAAUGCUAAUGAAUAUUAUAGAAAGUUUAGGGAUCGAUACCCAACCUCCUUAAUUUUGGUUGGUACAUCCUUAAAUGCGAAGACAUUUGAGCAAUUGUUUUUACAUAAAUUAGAAUUUGUAGAAGUGAGGGAUUGUGGGGAUGUUUCCACUCUGUUUCCAGCAAGAUUGCGGCAAGGUUUAAAAAAUCUAAAGGAGGUGAUUGUUGAAAGCUGUGAAUCAUUGGAAGAGGUAUUUGAAUUGGAUGAGGCCGAUGAAGGAAGCAGUGAGGAGAAGGAGCUGCUGUCAUCUUUAACAACGUUAGGGCUGCGCCGGUUACCUGAGCUGAAAUGCAUAUGGAAGGGGCCCACCAGACAUGUCAGCCUCCAAAAUCUUGCUCGUCUGGAUUUGGAUUCUCUCGACAAACUGACAUUUAUCUUCACACCGUCCCUCGCUCGAAGUCUGCCAAAGCUGGAAACCCUUGACAUAAGAGAUUGCGGUGAAUUGAAGCAUGUUAUCAGAGAAGAGGAUGGUGAAAGGGAAAUAAUUACAGAGUCUCCUUGCUUCCCACAAUUAAAAAAUAUCACCAUAGAAAAGUGUGGUAAACUGGAAUAUGUCUUCCCUGUAUCUGUGUCUCCAAGCCUUCUGAACCUGGAAGAGAUGCGGAUUCAUAAAGCUCAUAAUGUAAAGCAUAUAUUUUACAGUGUAGAAGGAGAUGCACUCACCACAGAUGGCAUCAUCAAGUUCCCUCGACUAAGGGAAUUGGAUCUUUCUUUCAGAUCAAAUUGCAGCUUCUUUGUUCCAAAUAAUUUUGCUGCCCAAUUGCCUUCCUUGCAAACUCUACAAAUCAAUGGCCACAAAGAAGUGGGAAGUUUGAGUGCACAGCUCCAAGGGUUGACAAAGUUGAAAACAUUACGCUUGCAACAUGUGCCUGACACGAGGUGUAUAUGGAAGGGUACUUUGGAGCAGAUGGCCGCCCAUGGGCAGCAAAACGGCUCCUUGCAAAGAUUAAAAUUUGUACUCGUGGAGGAUUGUGGGGAUAUUCGCGCUCCGUUUCCAGCAAAAUUGCUGCCAGAUCUGAACAAUCUAAGGAAGGUGGAAAUUAAGGACUGCAAAUCAUUGGAAGAGGUAUUUGAAUUAGGUGACCUGCCUGGUGAAGGAAGCAGUGAGGAGAAGGAGAUGCCGCUGCUGUCAUCUUUAACAACGUUAGAGCUGCGCCGGUUACCUGAGCUGAAAUGCAUAUGGAAGGGGCCCACCAGACAUGUCAGCCUCCAAAAUCUUGCUCGUCUGGAUUUGUAUUCUCUCGACAAACUGACAUUUAUCUUCACACCGUCCCUCGCUCAAAGUCUGUCAAAGCUGGAAAGCCUUCGCAUAAGUGCAUGCGGUGAAUUGAAGCAUAUUAUCAGAGAAGAGGAUGGUGAAAGGGAAAUAAUUCCAGUGUCUCCUGGGCUGGAUGAUCAAGCUUCACCUAUCAACGUUGAGAAGGAGAUAGUGCUUCCUAAUCUAAAGGAGUUGUGGCUAGGACAAUUAUCAAGUAUUGUCUGUUUUAGUUUCGGAUGGUGUGAUUAUUUCGUAUUCCCUCGUUUGGAGAAGUUGAAGGUCCGUCAAUGUCCAAAGAUGACCACAAAAUUUGCUACUACACCAGAUGGUUCAAUGAGUGCUCAAUCAGACGUGGUAUCUGAAGUAGCUGAAUAUUCAAGCAAUUAUAGAAAGUGGACCAGAAAUAAUGGGUGGAAAGAAGAAGAAGAUGAUGAUGAUGAUGUUGGGUCAGAAGAGGAAGAGGAAGAGGAAUAUGGUGAUGAUGAUGAUUGCUAGUCUAAUAAUUCUUUCUCGCCCAAACCAGGCAAGGGUGGUUAGCUGUUACAUGAUUUCAAGGUUGGUGCUGCGAAUAUGUUCUAGAUUGGUGGGAAGUAAUUAAUUCCAACUGUUUCAUUGGCAAUGGGAUACAAAAUGGCUUCACAUUGUAACAGUCUUAUUUACCAUAGAAGAUUUCGACUUAUCUAUCUAUGUGUUUGCUGAAGAAGUUAGAAGUAAUGUAAUGUUGUGUGUUUAGUC